ACCUCUAUAGGUUUUUGUCAUUCGUUUUCAAAAAUUCAUUGUGUUAACACCUUUUAAAAUAGUUGUUGUCCAAAAUUGUUCAAUACAUAUUUUGUUGGUUGUAAAAUCCUGUUUCUUAAAAAAAACCUGAAUAAGGAAUCAAGGAUUUUUUGCUGCAUUUAGCAAAGACAAACUUUUAGGCUUACGUAAGUAUAGAAAAUCAUGUGCUGCGGACCUUGUGGACCACGAUGCUGCGAUCCUUGCGGAGGUUGCUACAACUGCUGCAUUGAACUUUGCUGUUCGCCAUGCACUCCCGCCUAUAUUCAAUGCUCCUUCAUGCCGUGCGGUCCCAGCGGUUGUUGCUAAUAUAUAACCUGUUAAAGAAGCAAGGAUUUUAAUUUCCAUCAUUUUGAAAACGAAUAAAUUCGGAUAGAAAAUAA
Drosophila ficusphila is the source of this 419-nucleotide messenger RNA. RefSeq names its product male-specific sperm protein Mst84Dd. The coding region runs from base 202 to 345 and encodes 47 amino acids. Lineage: Eukaryota; Metazoa; Arthropoda; Insecta; Diptera; Drosophilidae. The transcript is spliced from 3 exons. The record is from RefSeq and is a predicted model, not a curated record.